GCAUUUCACCCUAGAGAAAGAAUGUUGGCAGAAAUCUCUACCACAUGGAAACUGCUCUUAAAGCGGUUGGGCCCUGAAAUUUUAUUCAGCAGUUUGAAAUCAAUCCACAGCUUUCCUCAUUCACCCUCCCACUUGGGGCUAAUGCACAGGCAUGAACAUCUAUUGAGGAAAACCACAAAAAACUUCAAAACUGCUACCACGGGAAAAAGAGAGUUUUGUCCCACAGUCAGCAGGCCACUAGUUUAUUAACUUCCAGUCACCUUGAUUUUUGCUAAAAUGAAGACUCUGCAGUCUACACUUCUCCUGUUACUAUUUGUGCCUCUGACAAAGCCAGCACCACCAACUCAGCAGGACCCACGCAUUAUCUAUGACUAUGGAACAGAUAAUUUUGAAGAAAGUAUAUUUAGCCAAGAUUAUGAGGAUAAAUACCUGGAUGGAAAAAAUAUUAAGGAAAAAGAAACUAUGAUAAUACCUGAUAAGAAAAGUCUUCAAUUACAAAAAGAUGAGAGUAUAACACCAUUACCCCCCCAAAAAGAAAAUGAUGAAAUGCCCACGUGCCUGUUGUGUGUUUGUUUAAGUGGCUCUGUAUACUGUGAAGAAGUUGACAUUGAUGCUGUACCACCCUUGCCAAAGGAAUCAGCCUAUCUUUAUGCACGAUUCAACAAAAUUAAAAAGCUGACUGCCAAAGAUUUUGCAGACAUACCUAACUUAAGAAGACUUGAUUUUACGGGAAAUCUGAUAGAAGACAUAGAAGAUGGUACUUUUUCAAAACUUACUCUGUUAGAAGAACUUUCACUUGCUGAAAAUCAACUACUAAAACUUCCAGUUCUUCCUCCCAAGCUCACUUUAUUUAAUGCAAAACAUAACAAAAUCAAGAGCAGAGGAAUCAAAGCAAAUGCAUUCAAAAAAUUGAACAACCUCUCCUUCCUCUACUUGGACCACAAUGCCCUAGAAUCUGUGCCUCUUAAUUUACCAGAAAGUCUUCGUGUAAUUCAUCUUCAGUUUAACAGCAUAACUUCAAUUACAGAUGAUACAUUCUGCAAGGCUAAUGACACCAGUUACAUUCGGGACCGCGUUGAAGAGAUACGCUUGGAGGGCAAUCCAAUCAGCCUGGGAAAGCAUCCUAACAGUUUCAUUUGCUUAAAAAGAUUGCCGAUAGGGUCAUACAUUUAACCUCUAUCAAUACAACAUAUAAACUCAAAUGUAUACACACUUAUAAUCUCUCAACAAUGUCUAAAGGAAUAUAACUAUUGGUUUAAUAUUAACUUUGUAUCUCAUGAAGGAAUUUGAUGUUUUAAGGAUGUUCAAAAAUCUUACAUAUAAUAAGUAAAAAGACUGAAUCUUUGUGUUCAAAGUAAUUGAAAAUACGUAAGCAGCAUUAAAAAAUCCUACUAGUUUAUAUUUGACUACCAUUUAAAAGACAUGUUUUUAUGUAAGUACCCAAAUUUGAGAUGCUUUAUUCCCAUUACUAAUGAUGUAAGAGGAUAAGUCCAAGAAACUUUCAACUGUUUAUUUUUCCUGGCCUUUACUGUAUUCCAAAAGCAUUUAAGGCAGAUGUUCCAAAAACUUUGAAAAGCUAAAUAUUUCCAGUGAUCUCCCAUUUUUCUUUCAUGAUUCAUGCAUUAUUCCUUUUGAAGUAGGAACUUUGUUUUCUUCCUAUCAAGGCAGCUAUUUUAUUAUAUUUUCACUUAGCCUGAGAUAUAGGGUAACAGUCUCAUACCUAAGUAAAAUUUUCCAAAUAAAGUAGACUUUUACUCUCUGAUAAAGAGCUAAUAUAGAAAUGUUCAAAGUUAUUUUGCUUUGUGUUCACACAGCUAAUGUCUUCAGUAAAAUUGUAAAACAUAUUCUUUUACCUAAAUAUUAACAUUCUAAGUCUACCAUAAAACAUCCUUAAAAAAUCAAGCAGGCCCAAACCAGUAUGCCUGUAAGAAAAAAUAAAAAGUCCAUCUAUUUCUCAGAGGAUAGCCACAAGGUUCACCACUGUACAGAUUUUCAAAUCUGAGCUAACUGUAAAUAUUUUCUUUUACACUAUAGGAAUGAGAAUCUCAUCAAUAAAUUUGUCCAAACAUAAGAAGUGAAAACAGUAUUCUGUGGUGUUACUGCACACCAUCUUCCCAGCCAUAUACACCUAUGUUCAUCCUAACAAACUAAAUAUUCACAAUAAAGUUUCUAUACUUUCUAAAUAUCCAGUUUGAACUAAUAUGGUUAAAGGUGACAAUCUAAUAGUGAUAAUUUAUGAUGGUUCGGUGCUGCCAGAUUAAGUUACUAAAAUAACUUUCCUCUGCCUGUACCCCACUCAAAAGUCUUAGUCUACACAGUGCCUUGAAGUUAAAUACAAAAUUAUGAGUGUUUGAGAAACAUGAGACUGAACUGUGUAUAUAAAAGUACCAACAUUAUUUCCAAUAUAAAUUAUAUAUUAGAAUCAAGUUGUCUCUGUAUACCAUUCCCAGAAUACAUACUUAUCCCAUUUAUAAGCAUUUGCUCCUUGUUUUUUUCCUACCUAGCAUGAGAUCAUAUAUGUUUUUUAAUUAUCCCCCCAUUCAUCAAGGUUGACCCCCAAGAUGAAAAUUUUUCAUUAAAGUAUCUGUGAUUUCUUACAGCCACAAUUAUUACUCUAACAAUGAUUAUUAACUCAGUCACUUAUUUUGGUGACUAAUGAUCAUAAUUAUACUGCUUUCUCAUUAUUUUUUGUGCAUGCCUCAUUUCCCUAUGAUUGAAAGCUUACUGACAGUGCUAAACACAGAUUUAUAAUUUCAGAGUGCCUAGCACAAAAGUGAGCACAUUUGAACUGAAAAUACAAUAAAUAUUGCAAAAUAAAAUCCAUCUAAAUA
This is a messenger RNA of Lemur catta (Ring-tailed lemur), 2831 nucleotides long. It is a transcript of the gene OGN, whose product is annotated as osteoglycin. The transcript has 7 exons. The coding region runs from base 277 to 1173 and encodes 298 amino acids. The record is from RefSeq and is a predicted model, not a curated record. NCBI's taxonomy places the organism in Eukaryota, Metazoa, Chordata, Mammalia, Primates, Lemuridae. Gene Ontology annotation, molecular function: protein binding.